Labeo rohita (rohu) is the source of this 3932-nucleotide messenger RNA. RefSeq names its product ankyrin repeat domain-containing protein SOWAHB. Gene Ontology annotation, molecular function: protein binding. The coding region runs from base 122 to 2182 and encodes 686 amino acids. Lineage: Eukaryota; Metazoa; Chordata; Actinopteri; Cypriniformes; Cyprinidae. The transcript has a single exon. The record is from RefSeq and is a predicted model, not a curated record.
UGUGCAGGUGGAACAGAGAGAGAAACCAGUGGGCGGAGUUACAAUCUCAACAACCGAAACCGCUUGUCGGGUCCUUCAGUUUGAUUGCUCGAUAACACUCGGGGAUUCACACGGCGCAAGCAUGGCCACCGAGUUCACGCAGGAAUCCGUGCUGCGCUUUAUCAUCAGCAAUGGCGGGAAGGUGCGAAACGCGGACUUACUAACGCACUACAGACGCUUUUUGCGGGAGGACGAGGAGAAAGAGCAGAACCGGGAGUUAUUCAAGAGGUAUGUGAACUCCGUGGCGAUUGUGAGGCAGGAGGAGGGGGUGUCUCAUGUUGUGCUAAAGAAGAAAUACCGUGCGCUUGUAGGAGACGUCCCUAAGAACCGAGAGCCCGAGCGGCAGAAAGAACGAGAGACUAAACAAACGGUGAGCGGGAAAACACAAGCGGCUUUAACCAUUCCAACUCAGGUUGAAAUCUUGCCAGUUGCUGGUAUUCUCACCAACAAUAACAACAACAACAACGACUCAACUCCCAGUUUUGAGAAAGCUGUCAGAACUUCUUCACCACAUGGGAAGGAACAACCUGCAUUUGCUACUUCCCGUGAGGAACAGGUUAACAACACUUGCCCUUUGAAACCAACCCCAUCUGACACUGACAGUCGCUCGAGUGGGAGCGGCCAGAGCUUUGAACAGCCACGGGAGUUAAAAGCAACCAGGGAUCUGGAACACAGCGGUGUUUACGUUGCCAAACAGAGACAAUUAAGGGAAGCAGAUGGUUGCGAGCAGUCCUUCGUCAAUCCUGCGCACUGCCCUUACUUUGAGGUUACAGUGUCGCCUGCGAUUGAAAGGAAAAGCCCGGACGUUUACACCAAACACUCUGACGAAUGGCCUUUGCGCUCGACCCUCGGACAGUCUCACAUAUACAAGUCUUCGCCUUGUCUGCUUGACCGCCCUGUUUCUCCACACAUCCACUCCCAGGUGUAUCUCCAACCUGGCUUAAGUCGAAGCAAUGAUAGCCUACUACGACCAAACGGAGGGUUUAAUGGAUAUCCCAUUCAGGAGCAGGACGAAUAUGAGCCUCAGAUGCCCGACCUCGAAAUCCGUCGUCCAUCAAGUCUGUCCUCAAGUCGCGACAGCGUCUCAAUCCCGUCUCCUUUAUCUACUCCGCCCGACACCGGUUGGCCCGGCGAUCAGGGACGAGACUUGGACGAUGUACGCACCUUCCUGCGUCGCUCUCAAGAAGCAAAGCUUCUGUCGCAACUCCACCAACCGAGUCGCAACAUCGCAUCCAUGCACCACUCGACGGGUCACCUCGUCGAUGACAACUCGAGAGCAUCUACGCGAAGCAGUUCGCCGGAGACCCAUCGUGGACCCAUCGUCCGCCGCCUGACGUCCCGUCUUCGGAGUCGCAUGUGUCGCAGUCUUGGGGAAGACUUAGAUCAGCCGUUUCCUGAGGACAACAUCUCGGCCCGGUACAACCGUCUCCAGCUGCUGUCCUCGACUCUAAGCAUGGGGAAUUUAGUCUCGCAGCCUUCUAGCCGAGGACAAAGUUCUCGAGAUCUCUCGUCGCCCUCUGGAUCUACGAGAAGCUUGUCGACUCCCGUGCACGAUGGAUCCUUCAACAGCAAGCAUUCGUCCAUCCCUCUUGAUCCUAAAGAACACCACUGGUUUGUCAAAGCAGCAUCAGGCGCGUGGACCGACAUCUACGCUCUCUUCCGAGAAGACCCGAACCUUUUAAACAAGCGAGACUUUAUAUCCGGCUUCACCGUCCUCCACUGGAUCGCUAAGCAUGGUGAUCACCGUGUCCUGAAUACGCUGUGGUACGGUGUUGAAAAAGCUGGGAUGACUUUUGACAUCAACGCUAAGAGCUUGUGCGGCUACACGCCGCUCCACCUGGUGGCCAUUCAUGGCCACAAGAAACUCAUUCGACUACUCGUGCAAAAGUUCAAAGCUGAUGUGCGGAUACGGGACAGCAGCGGAAAGAGACCAUGGCAAUAUCUGAGCAAAGACGAAAACCGGGACAUCUUAGAACUUCUGGGCGCCCCGCAGAAACGCAUUAACGGGAGUCCAGCGAUGCCUGUGAACCUGCCCGUAAGACCUGCGACUACUACUACCAAGGUCAAAAGGAAUACGUCUAUUGCUGCACUGUUCAAACACAAGUCUCACUUGAGGGUCUCAUCUAGUCCAGAAGCCUUUUAGUGACUAGUAAACUCUCACAAUGGUGGCACUUUUUGCUGGUGAAAGCACUUUGUUUUAUAAUUAAAAUAUGGGAACUUGCAUUGAACGGUACCAUGUUUUGUUCUUGGUUUGUAACUCUAUAUAUGUCCAACAUAUGUGUGUUUGUGUGUUUUCUUUGAAUGUCACUUAUAUAUUCUAGUGUUGAGGUCGAUAUUAAAUACCUCUUGUAUUAUGAACCCAUUCACCCAAAAAUUAUUUGCUCACCCUUAUGUUAUUCCAAUCCAUUUUUGCUCCAAUUUUCAAUGGAGUCCAAUGUCCCAGAAUAUAAGAAGAAACGACAUGAGGGUGAGUAAAUGAUGACAUAAUAUUCAUUUUUAAUAAUUUUAUAUGCAACAGUGUUUUGCUUUGUACUGAGACAAACUAGAUUCCCAGUCAUGUUGCUUCAGACUGAGGAUCAUCUGCUCAUAAGUUCCUCAUUUCCUCUGCUGGGACAAAUUUGGUUCAGUGCCUUGUAAUUGUUUUUACCCUUGAGCUCUGCAGGUGUGCCCCCUCCGUACUUAAUCUAGGAAACUAUGUUGUUCAGAAAUAUCCGUAUUUUCAUACUGAGAUGUUGCUUACACAUUGAUGCUCUCCAGCAUUGAAUGCCUUCAUGAUGAAUACCACAGAUAAGCUUCUAACUGGUUUAAGCUGUGUAAUAUUUAACUCACCUUUCCUCCUUAUCUCAAUACGUUGGAUGUGCGAUAAAUUAAAAACGCUCUAAAUUCCAACUCAUUUGGAAGAACAUUAUAGCUGAUGCUGAGGAGAUUCCAAAACAACCCUAACUCAUAAACCUCCCUAAGUGUUGCUUAGGUCAAGUUUUUUUUUCUCUGUUUUUGUUUUUCUCAGAAUCAUUUUAUGGAGUUGAGGUGGGAAUGGAGGUUCUCUGUUGAGUUUCAAGGCUUGGUGAUUUGCAUUUUUGUGUGUAUGUCUGUGUGUUUUUGUCUGAUUUGGGAGAUAGAGAAAAACAUUUGGGAGGAGAGUUGAGUAUGAUCUGACUGGUGGAGUUAGGUGUUUUUUUAUUAUUUUUUUUUCACUCCAUGGAAACAUCACGGCCUGAUCUGUGGGUAUGAAUUGUUGUGUUUGGCGACAUGUUCGGACGUGUCAGGGUGUGUUUGAGUCUGCGUUGAGUCUUGCAUAAUAUUUACACUUUGUGAUGCACAUUUACAUUCCAGGUUUAUUGUAUGAAUAAAAGACAAAGACUUUGACCUUUGUAAAACUGUCUUGACCGUUGAUUCAAUGCUUUAACCUUUAAAUCAGCACUUUUGAUUACAUGUCAUGCAUUUUCUUUUUAGUUUCACAUUAUUUCCCAUAAAGCAUAUUCUGGUUUCAUUCUGCUGUUUAAAUGAUUCAGACUGCUGGCUCAGCCCUGAUAGAGUAGUGCAUAUCACUAUGGUUUAGCCAUUACCCUGAUCUGUGAUCUAGUUACCAUUACAUUGUUUGUUUGGCCGUUUCUUUUCCCUCGCUAGUUUCCUGUUGCAGUAUUCUUUGAAGCGCUGACCAUAUUAUGGGUGGUAUCGAGUGACUUGAUUCUCUCUAACUGGUUCAAGAAUAAAUGUGCAUUGUUUUCCCACACCUUCUGACCAGUUGACCAGUUUCCAUGACUUUCCCAUGCAUUUGUUAUUAAUAGUUUCAGUGAUUAUGCUCACAAACAGCAAUUUCUAGAUGCUAGUGUUACUGGAAACCAUAGAAAAUUUUUCCCAGCCCCUUUUGCUUGGUUGAAUAACUGGUUUAA